This is a messenger RNA of Mangifera indica (mango), 1661 nucleotides long. RefSeq names its product probable protein phosphatase 2C 59. Gene Ontology annotation, molecular function: protein serine/threonine phosphatase activity; cation binding. Bases 416 to 1300 code for a protein of 294 amino acids. Gene Ontology annotation, cellular component: cytosol; nucleus. Gene Ontology annotation, biological process: protein dephosphorylation. NCBI's taxonomy places the organism in Eukaryota, Viridiplantae, Streptophyta, Magnoliopsida, Sapindales, Anacardiaceae. The record is from RefSeq and is a predicted model, not a curated record. The transcript is spliced from 9 exons.
CAGCCUCUCCCCCAUUUUCUUCAAGCCAAUACCAGAAACAGAAAUACCCCUGUUUUUCAAGAUAAUAAUUUAUUUUAAUUUAAUUUUUGUUGUACUUUUGCUUGCGUCUUCCCACCCGCAACAAACCAAAACUGAAACCAACAUGAAACAGAAUUGAUUUCUCUCUCUAUCUCUUUCCUUUUAACGCCUCUCAAAUCUUCUUACUCACGGUUAUGACAUUUCCUUUCUCUUAUCUUCUUCUUCUUCAGGUUCAGCUUGAUAACUCGUGAAUUUUGAAAUGAUCUCACGAAUGUACAAAUACGAUCAGCUUUAAAGACAAAAAAAACCAGACGCUGUUCUUAAUUUUACAGUUAAUUUUUUUUUUUCAUGAUUUUCGUCAAAAGAGUGCGGUCAAAUUGAAAUUACAAGCAAAAGCAUGGGCUAUCUUAACUCGGUCUUGUCGUCUUCGAGCCAAUCUCAAGUUCAUGCUCAUGAUGCGCCGGUUACCGGUGGCGGCCAUAGUCAAAAUGGAAAGUUCAGCUAUGGGUAUGCAAGCUCUCCUGGGAAAAGGUCAUCAAUGGAAGACUUUUAUGAAACAAGAAUUGAUGGUGUUGAAGGAGAGAUAGUUGGUCUCUUUGGAGUUUUUGAUGGUCAUGGGGGUGCACGAGCUGCUGAGUAUGUGAAGCAAAAUCUUUUCAGUAAUCUGAUCCAGCACCCAAAGUUUAUAUCUGAUACCAAAUCUGCUAUAGCCGAUGCAUACAACCACACGGACUCGGAAUUUCUGAAAUCAGAAAAUACUCAGAAUAGGGAUGCUGGAUCGACUGCUUCCACAGCCAUCCUUGUUGGUGAUCGGUUACUCGUUGCAAAUGUCGGGGAUUCCAGAGCUGUUAUAUGCAGAGGUGGUAAUGCUAUUGCUGUAUCUCGAGAUCAUAAGCCGGACCAAUCUGAUGAACGGCAGCGGAUUGAGGAUGCAGGUGGAUUUGUGAUGUGGGCUGGAACUUGGAGAGUGGGCGGUGUUCUUGCAGUUUCUCGUGCAUUUGGUGAUAGGCUUUUGAAGCAGUAUGUUGUUGCUGAUCCUGAAAUUCAGGAGGAAAAGAUUGACAGUUCUCUCGAGUUUCUUAUCCUUGCAAGUGAUGGAUUGUGGGAUGUUGUCACAAAUGAGGAAGCUGUUGCAAUGAUUAAACCAAUCCAGGAUCCUGAGGAGGCAGCAAAGAAGUUGAUGCUGGAGGCAUAUCAGAGAGGCAGUGCGGAUAAUAUUACCUGUGUUGUCGUUCGCUUCCUUUUCAAUCAAGGCGGUUCAUCUCUCAGCAGCUCUGCAUAACCAUCAUUUCCCAGCUACUGCUAGACUUUGUUCCUUUACCUGUAUGCAAUAAAAGCUUGGUAGUCUACAGUUGAUCAUAGAAAAACUACAGUUUCUCGUACCGUGUAAGUUCAACUAUAGAAACACAACAAUCUUACCAGGUUGGUGACGUGUAUUAUUACAUAUUAUCAGCCUCUCUAAAAUUGAUGUACCUCAGUUUAGCAUCUGUUUUUUGGUUCUUCAAUGUAGCUAGAAAUGUGUAUGUAUGUAUGCAUGAAUGUGUAAAGAGUCUUAAGAGUGAAGUUUUAAUUUCCCAUGCUGUAAAUGUAGUUGAAGCUUCUGUUUCUUGCUCUUUUUGCUAUGCAAUUAGUCUUUCUUCGAA